Messenger RNA from Rotaria sp. Silwood1, 729 nucleotides. Lineage: Eukaryota; Metazoa; Rotifera; Eurotatoria; Philodinida; Philodinidae. The record is from the annotation of a GenBank genome assembly.
AUGCUCAGUAUUUCAAAUGGAUCAAAAAUCACUUCAUUAUCGAUUGAUUUCGAUCCAUUAUCAUUUACAACUGGUUAUGUUGUUAAUGUAACUGACACUGAUCUAGAUGUUGAAAUUUUCAGUUCAAAAACAUAUAAUUUUUAUCAAAUUCCACCAACAAAAUGGAGCUGCCGUUUUUUUCAACUAUCAUUAUAUUGGCAUGAAGGUCCUGCAAGUCGAAAUGUAACGCUUGCUGAAAAUCUUUUUAUCAAUUGUAAUGAAGGCAUCGGACAAGAACAAGGUCUUAUCACCAUUUUACCAAAUCCAGUUCAAUUAGUACCAGUUAUUUGUGAUAUUGGAAUGGAAUCUUCAAUAUUGUAUUUUGGAAGGUAUACUCAAGGUCUUAUUCAAGCUAAUAAUGCUAAUAAUCUAUUCCUCAAUGAUAAUUAUACAGCGACAAACAGUUCGAGAUUAUUAAUAUCUAUAUGUAAUAGUCGAAAUCUAACUGCAAGUAAUAAUACAACUGUUACUACUCAAUCAAAAAUAGAUGAAUAUUAUAUAUUUGAUAAAACACAUCCAAGUCAAAUGAAUUUGAGCAGUCUAAUUGAUCUACCUUCAUCAGCAUUUAACUCCUCGUUUCCCCCAUCCGUUAUCAUUGCAGAUUCAUCUCAUCCAAAUCAGAAACAUAAAUUCGUUUCUGAUAACAAUAAAACCCAUAAAAUUCUAAAGAAAAUAUUACACAAUCUAUAG